GAGUCGCCCUCGGAGGUUGCGGGGCCGCGCGGAGGAGCGGAGCCGAGAGGUCCGGUGCGGGCAGGGCGCGAUGAGCGGGGACGGGGCGCGGCGGGCGGCGGGCGCCGAGCGGGAGGAGUUCGUGGGCUUCUUCCCGCAGGUGGUCCGCGACCUCACCGGGGACGCUGGGCACCCCGAGGUGGGCGACGCCGUGGCCCGGCUGAAGGAGGUGCUGGAGUACAACGCGCCGGGCGGGAAGUACAACCGGGGGCUGACGGUGCUCGCAGCCUUCCGGGAGCUGGCGGGCCCCCAGCAGCAGGACCCCGAGAGCCUCCGGUGCGCCCUGGCCGUCGGCUGGUGCAUCGAGCUGUUCCAAGCCUUUUUCCUGGUGGCCGAUGACAUCAUGGACCAGUCCCUGACGCGCCGGGGGCAGCUUUGCUGGUACAAGAAGGAGGGAAUUGGGUUGGACGCGAUCAAUGAUGCCUUCCUCCUCGAGUCAUCCGUCUACAGGAUGCUGAAGAAGUACUGCGGGGAGCGCCCGUACUACCUGCACCUGCUGGAGCUCUUCCUGCAGACUGGCUACCAAACCGAGCUGGGGCAGAUGCUGGACCUCAUCACUGCUCCUGUCACCCAGGUGGAUUUGAAUCGUUUCAGUGAGCAAAGGUAUAAGGCAAUCGUUAAGUAUAAGACUGCGUUUUAUUCCUUCUACCUGCCAGUGGCUGCUGCCAUGUACAUGACUGGUAUUGACAGUAAGGAGGAACACGACAACGCCAAAGCAAUCUUGCUGGAGAUGGGUGAAUUCUUUCAGAUCCAGGAUGAUUACCUGGACUGCUUUGGUGACCCGGCACUAACAGGGAAGGUUGGCACCGAUAUCCAGGACAAUAAGUGCAGCUGGCUGGUGGUGGAGUGCCUGCGUCGGGUCACACCAGAUCAGAGGAAGAUCCUGGAGGAGAACUACGGCCGUAAGGAGCCAGAGAAGGUGGCUAAGGUGAAGGAGCUCUACGAGACUCUAGGCCUGAAGGCUGCUUUCCAGGAGUACGAGGAGAAGAGCUAUCAGCGCCUGCAAGAACUGAUCAACAAGCACGCAAACCGGCUCCCUAAGGAGAUUUUCCUUGGCCUAGCUCAGAAGAUUUACAAACGACAGAAGUGAUGGGGGGCUGGCGGGCCUGUCGGCGAACUGCUCGGUCUCUGCUGCCAGGGGUGGGCUGGAAGCCCCGGUGCUGGGUGCGUGCCAGUGCCCCCCGCCACCGCCCUGCUGCCUUGGGGUGGGGGGUGGCGCGGUGUGUAGCAGCCCCCUCCCGGUGCUCGGGCCGCCAGGCCUGCUCCCAAUAAACGUAAUUUAUUGCC
Cygnus olor (mute swan) is the source of this 1326-nucleotide messenger RNA. RefSeq names its product farnesyl diphosphate synthase (gene FDPS). Gene Ontology annotation, biological process: trans, trans-farnesyl diphosphate biosynthetic process. Gene Ontology annotation, molecular function: dimethylallyltranstransferase activity; (2E,6E)-farnesyl diphosphate synthase activity. The record is from RefSeq and is a predicted model, not a curated record. Gene Ontology annotation, cellular component: cytoplasm. Lineage: Eukaryota; Metazoa; Chordata; Aves; Anseriformes; Anatidae.